AUGCUCGCUGCCAUAGGCCUCGUCGGCCAGCACUACCUGCGCUUUCCAAUAGCUGUUUUCGAUGAGCUCCCCAACGGCGUCGGUGCCGUUUUCGAGGUGCCUGGGCAGAUUGGCCUCUUCACGCUCUUCGGCGUCGCGCUGCUGCCUGAAUUCAGCACUCCAGAUGCCUCGAAGGAAGUGGGCGACUUUGGAGACCCUUUGAACUUCCAGCUGCUGACCUUCGGCGCGGAUCUCCAGGAGCUGCGAAACCGAGAGCUGAAUAAUGGCAGGUUUGCCAUGUUUGCGACGAUGGGCAUCCUGGCUGCGGAGCUGGCGACCGGCAAGGACGCCAUGGAGCAGCUGGGCCUCACUUGA
This is a messenger RNA of Symbiodinium pilosum, 354 nucleotides long. Lineage: Eukaryota; Dinophyceae; Suessiales; Symbiodiniaceae. The record is from the annotation of a GenBank genome assembly.